Messenger RNA from Paramuricea clavata, 3125 nucleotides. The record is from the annotation of a GenBank genome assembly. NCBI's taxonomy places the organism in Eukaryota, Metazoa, Cnidaria, Anthozoa, Malacalcyonacea, Plexauridae.
UGGAAUUUAAGGUAGUCCAGCGGUUUCACACGCAGGCUCAUUUAUACACGUGUUCAAAAUUUCUAUUUGUUUGAUGUUUUUGUUUACGUCGGAAAUCUUGUUUACAAAAAUGGUAACUGAUUGUUGAUCUUCUUCAGCUGAUAAUAUGAGUAAGUUAAGGCUUGAAAUUGUUCAUAAACUGUUUUGACAAAGAUAGAACUUGUUUCUAGGUGAUACUGUCAAAUAGUUUACAGUAUCUGUUUGUGUGAAUAUAUAUAGUAUAUAAAAAUAAUAAAAUAUACCAAUGUGACUGUUUAUAUUUUAUGUUUUUAGGUUCAUUGUACGAACCUCUGCCAUCUCACAUCCAACAUAACCUAGUAAGGCUUGAUUUACAGGUAAUAAUACUUCAGUUUUUUAAAUUAAAAUAAUUUUGUGACUUACAAAUUAUGCACCUCCCACAACUCCACAAGAAUAUGUUAACCUGUUUGGGCAAUAACUUGGAAUGUGUUUGAGGCAUUGUUGCGACUUCACAUUAUUCCUGAUAGAGACAAUAGACUUUAUGUACCAAUAAAACAUUGAGUUUUGAAUGUAAUUUCUGUCCAAUUUACAUUCAUUUACUUUUUUCGGGGGGGGGGGGCAUCCACUUAGUAUGUAAAUGCAAAAAUUGUAUGCCCCCCUCUCUCCCUGGCAUGCAAAAAGCAAAUAUAGAAAGUCGUACCAGAGCCAUACACAGGAUUUUUCACCAGGGGGCAAAGACCUAUAUGCUAGAAUAAUUGCCCAAAUAAUAAGUAAUAAUAAAAUUCUAAAAUUUUAGUUGCCCCUGCUGCCCCUUUCUGUGUACGGCCCUGAACUGAACAUAAACUGUAAAAUUUUUACUCCCCAUAUGUAUUGAAUUAUGAAGCAAAAAUAUGUGUGAUGUGAAAUAAUAUUGUGUCAACGUAGGAGUUGGAAUGUCCUGCAAACAAGUAUGUUCAAACAUUCAUCAACAAACAGUUGCCAGAAAACAUGAAUAAAGACCAGGUUAUGACAACUGUGAAACAAAAAGGAGUCAUGUUGGAUGCAAUUAACAUGGCGGAGAGGAAAAAGAAACGAAAAAGAAUCAAAACCAUGAACGCUCGUGAACGAAGAAAGAGAGGAAUAUUUAAAAUAUCCAAGGAGAAUCAAAGGUCAGGAAUUUGAAUGGUAGAUCAAUUUUUCCUUGUACUUGCAGAAAUGUUUGCGCCUCCCAGGAUAUGUACAUAAUUGUCCAUGACAUCCCUAUUGAUUUGUUGAUAUUUUGUUCAUAAAGGUAUGAUUUGUUUUUGCCUCUACAUGAAAUGUGGAAACAAUACAUAAAUGAAACACUGGGCAAUCUCAAUUCAAGGUAAAUAACAUAUUUGUAUUAGAUAUUAUUUUAUUUAUGUAUAAUGUUACUGAACAAAAGUGCCAUACACUGCUAUCAAACAGUAUUUAUAAGACACAUAUUGUAAAACUCUUCUUGCAGUCAACCCGUAAAUUUGAAAUCAGUGUCUCCCAAGCUUGUGAAGGCAGAUUACCAUGGGGCUAUUAUAACAGGUACAUUUCAUUCAUACAGUAUUAGGUUAUCAAAUUCAUUUUUCCACCAUUCCAUUUAUUGUCAUGCAUGAAUUUUUAGUUUCCAAAUCAAAAUGCCCAGGUUAUGUUGGCCUGAGUGGAAUACUACUGCAAGAAACCAAGAAUGUGUUUAAAAUUAUCACCAAGCAGGAUGAAAUUAAAAGUAUGGAUAUCAAUUAACAUUUUAUACAGUUUGUCGUAAAUUGCCUCCAAAAGUGUCUAUGACAAUCCACAAAUCUCACUUCACAAAUCUCAUUAUUAUUUUAUAUUAUAUCUCACUCUAUAAAACAUACCAACUUUCACACUUGCUCAAGUGACCAAAACGUGUGUUCAUUUCACCAGAAAUGUCCACACACUUCCAGCUUUUAACGAAUGUUAAUAUCUAGAUCUACAGUUUAUUUCCAACACGUUCAUUUUACAUUUCAUUUGAGUAGUCAUGCAUUGUUACAUAGUUGAUGCUAAAUGAAUUCAGUUUUUUACACCAACCUAAAAAGUUCCUUUGCGCAGAUACAUGUACGCUUAUGUACCUAUUUUUUAUUUUCCUAGCGGUCCCCAAGGCAAACAGUGUGUUCACUGUGGAUAUUGAAGGAUAUUUAUGUACACUGUAUGGUAACCAGCUCAGAAUACGGUCAGCUGAACGAUCAUCCAAGAAAUUUAAGACAAAACCAACAACUGAUCUAUGAUGAAUCAUGGUCCAGUUGUUCAAAGCCUGUUAGCUUAUAAACCCUGGGUUAACCUGAAAUUCAAAGCUUGUUUAUAAACUUGGAAAAUGUUUUCAGAAAUCUUGUCUGGACAUCAGAAGUUCAAUUUCCUUGAAAUAAACAGGCAUGCAGAAACACAUAAACAAAAGUUAAAUUUUAACCCAGGAUUAGCGCUAGUCGUACUUUGAACAACCGGCCCCUGGGCCAACUUCUCUUGAAUGUUUCCCUCUUUACCAACUACGGUGGUGGAAAAUAAAUUUACUUCCAAGAAAGCAAAAUUGUUUCCCAAUGUUUUCCCAGCCCAAAGGCUUCAAUUUCUUCGUAUCUUUGUAGAAGGAGGGCUGAGUGUGUAAACUUUGCGUCAAGAACAAUAGCGCAUUCUUGAAAUACUCUAUGAUUUAAAAAUUUACAACAUGUAAAAAUUGUCGUAAGGCUGCAUGGUAAUUAGCACUUUCCAAGCAAAGAAUGAGCGCGGGAAAUGACGUCUGGUUUCGCAGAUUACAUGAUAAUUUACACUAUCAAAGUUUCUGUGAUCACAGUAGGAAUUCUGCAUGGGUAAAUUCUAAGUUUUGAAGGAUUUGUAAGAAAUAUUUGAGGAAACUGACUUAGUGUUAAACACUGAGUAAGUUUCCUCAAACAUUUCUUACAAAUUCUUUAAAACUUAGAAUUCACCCAUGCAAAAUUCCUCCUGUGAUCACAGAAACUUUGAUAGUGUAAACCAGGCUUGAAGUUACCUCAAGUUUGGUGAGUGACACAACAACGCUUGCUUUAUAUUUGAUAAAACGUUCUCUCAAUCUGUAGUUUGUGAAUCCAUAUUUGAUAAAGCCCAAGCAGGCCAAGGACAUCUGAAUUCCCAGUCAGGACCCUGAUAAA